AUGGCCUAUUAAAUAUUCAUGGCAAUGGUAUUAUCCACCGUGAUUUUCAUAGUGGAAAUAUUUUGAUGGAACAAUAUAUUUAUAAUCAAGGUCUUUCUAUUAAAAUAGGUGAUUUAGGAUUAAGUAAAUCAGCUACUGAAGCUGACGAUAAUGAAAUUUAUGGAAUUAUUUCUUAUAUGGCCCCAGAGGUUCUUCAAGGGCAAAAAUACACCACAGCUUCAGAUAUUUAUAGUUUUGGUAUGAUUAUGUGGGAGUAUAUGACAGGUAGAAGACCUUUUUGGGAUCGUGCUCAUGAUACUGAGCUGAUUAUUGAUAUUUGUGACGGGUUACGUCCUCCAACAGGUGUUAUAGUAGCACCUAAAGGUUUUAUUGAGUUGAUGAAAGAAUGCUGGGAUCCUGAUCAAAGUAAAAGGCCAGCAGCUGGGAGUAUUUAUGAUACAAUCGAAAGAUCAAAUGAAGUUGUAGAUGAAAAACUUUCCCG
Molecule: messenger RNA, 481 nt
Organism: Funneliformis geosporum
Lineage: Eukaryota; Fungi; Glomeromycota; Glomeromycetes; Glomerales; Glomeraceae
Source: the annotation of a GenBank genome assembly